UGUCCGGGAGACAAAGAUGGCGGCGCCCGUGGAAGUAGCGGUGUGUACGGACUCGGCGGGCCAGUUGUGGAACUGCGCCGUGUGGGAGCUGCACUCGGGCACCAGCAUCCACACGUACCGCGGCGGGCAGACCGGGCCCCGCAGCCUCACGCUGCUGAACGGCGAGCACCUGCUGGCGGGACAGCUCGGCAAGAACUACAUCUGCGCCUGGGAGCUGCAGCGGAAGGACCAGCUUCAGCAGAAGAUCGUGUGCCCUGGACUGGUGACAUGUCUGACUGCGGCUCCUAAUGGCCUCUACGUCCUGGCUGGCAUCGCAGAGAGCAUAUACUUAUGGGAGGUUUCCACAGGGAACCUCCUGGCCAUCCUGAACCGGCACUACCAGGACCUCUCCUGCCUGGUGUUCACCGAUGACAGCAGUCACUUCCUCUCGGGGGGCAAAGACUGCCUGGCCUUGGUGUGGAGCCUCCACAGUGUGUUGCAGGUGGAGCAGUCCAAAGUUCCCGAUCCCCGUCACGUGUGGUCUCAGCAUACACUUCCCAUCACAGACCUGCACUGUGGUUUUGGGGGGCCCUUAGCCCGAGCCGUCACUGCCUCUUUGGACCAGACAGUGAAGCUAUGGGAGAUCUCUUCCGGUGAGCUGCUCCUCUCCGUUCUCUUCGAUAUGGCCAUCAUGUCUGUGACAAUGGACUUGGCAGAGUACCACCUGUUCUGUGGAGGCAGUGAUGGAUCUGUGUUCCAGGUCGACCUGUUCUCUUGGCCUGGGCAAAGAGAGAAGACCUUCCGCACUGAACAGGAGAAUGGAAAGCUGUUCAAAGGACAUCGGAACCAGGUGACAUGUCUCUCAGUGUCCGCAGACGGUAGCCUGUUGCUGUCAGGCUCACACGAUGAGACGGUGAGGCUGUGGGAUAUCCAGAGCAAGCAGUGCAUUCGGACCGUGAGCCACAAAGGUCCUGUCACCAAUGCCUUCAUCGUGUUAGCCCCAGCCAGCAUGUUCAACCCAGACUGCAAGCCAACCCUGCCCCUGCCCAAGUUUAGCAAGAGCCUUCUGGGAACCGAGAGCAGUGAAGGAUCUGGGAAUGAGGCAGUAAUGCUGCGCCUUGGCGUGAACCGGCAGGUACGGGGACUGGAGAAGAGCUAUUUGGAGAGAACGGAGAAGUUGCAUUCUGUGAUGUGCACUACAUUGGAUAAGAACUCCGUGAAGGACCAGGAGCAGCUGAAAAUUCGUGUGACUGAACUAGAGGAAGAGGUGAGCAGCUUGAGGAAAAUCAACAAGGACCUCUUUGACUUCUCCAGCCACAUCAUCACCAAGCCACCCAAAUGACUCCCGGCUCCACCUGCCUGGCUCAGCCCGCGGCCCAGGAGAAGCCAUGUGGCCCCCAGACCUGGGGGAGCUCGUCUCCGCAACCCACAGGCCUCCUGACCUGACCACAGGCCGUGAGUUCUGGGGGCAGGCUGUUUCCUUGUGUCCAUAUGCCACACACACUGGGACCACCCCCUUCUGGAUACCAACCACCCUCAUGACUCUGAACACAUGGCCUUCACGGGACAGCCAGGCUGUGGGGAAGGUGGGCGCACAGUGGCCAACAGCCAUAGAAUCUGCACUUGUGCUGAGAGCUGAGGCACAAACUUUGUCUGCUCAGACACUGACUGACUCUUCAAUACUGCCCAGGGGACUGAGAGAGGGGCCGGCCGAACAAAGGAGGGGGAACCCCGCCCCUUCACUGCAAGGUCUCCUGGGGCCACGGACAACACAGCACACGUCACCAACCGACCAGGGGGCAGUUUACAUUUUUGGGGUCCAUGAGAUCCUGGAUUUUGACAAAAGGGCUUUUUUACCCCUUCAUUUUCUCUUCCCUUCUCUCAGGUGAAGGCCCUAGCUCCCUUCACUAACCCUGAUCGAUCCCCCCACCCCCCAGUCAGUAUACUUCUUACCCUGUAACCUAAGAAGGAGCCUUCCCCACGAACCGUCAGCUUCUUCCUCACAUUUGUUCUCUACACGUUCUCUUCCACCUUUUUAAAUACUGGAGUAAAGCAAUAGCCAGUAGACAAGGGGGAGGCUCCGGCUUGCUGAGUUGGCACCAACAUCCUCAACUUGACCAAGUCAGAGGCUCUGCCCGGCGGGCCUCUGGGAGCCCUGGUCGCUAUUGAUGUAGUUUAUCUGGGUCCCUGCCAGACCGGGUUUGUUUGUUUUGUCCUACCCUGGACACUUGGUGUUCUUUGUGGCAGGACACACCUUUAUAUAUAUAUAUAGUUGGGGUUUUUUAUUGUUAUUUGUUUUUUAAAAC
Messenger RNA from Dromiciops gliroides (monito del monte), 2285 nucleotides. It is a transcript of the gene WDR18, whose product is annotated as WD repeat domain 18. The transcript has 10 exons. Gene Ontology annotation, cellular component: nuclear pre-replicative complex. Bases 17 to 1321 code for a protein of 434 amino acids. The record is from RefSeq and is a predicted model, not a curated record. Gene Ontology annotation, biological process: rRNA processing; DNA-templated DNA replication. Lineage: Eukaryota; Metazoa; Chordata; Mammalia; Microbiotheria; Microbiotheriidae. Gene Ontology annotation, molecular function: protein binding.